UACUAUUCCGACAGCGAUUUGCGAGCACAGUAUCGUUUCGGUAGAGAAGCAAUUUUGAACAUCGUCCGCCUUAUUGAAGAGGAAAUACGUCCUGCAACAAACCGAAGCUUUCCAAUUUCGGCAACAAAUCAAGUGUUGAUAACAUUAAGAUUUUUGGCAACAGGCAGUUUCUUGCAAGUUACAGGAGACACGAUAGCUGGGGCAGAUAAGUCUACCGUUAGUCGUAUUGUUCGUCGAGUAACUUUGGCAAUCGCUCGUAAACUUGAUGAUUUCGUAAAAUUCCCGGGAACACAACACGAGAAAGCCCUCAUCAAACAAGGAUUUUACGACCUUGGAGGUUUUCCAUGCGUUAUCGGAUGUGUUGACGGGUCCCAUAUUAGGAUCAUAGUUCCAUCAGCAAACGAGUGCAAUUUCGUCAACAGGAAAGGAUAUCAUAGCAUAAACAUACAAGGGAUCUGUGACCACAAAGGUUUGUUUAUAUCAAAGCAGGAUAAUUUAAUACUAGUGUGAAACGCACCACAUUCGUUCACACUAUUCUAGCACAAUAUUCAGCAUCAGCAAAAAUUCCUUUGAUUUUGUAAAAUUUCCUUAAAUGUGUCUGGGGAGUGUUCAUUAUUUAUGGUUGGGGGGGGGGAUUGAAAUCAUGGGAGAGGGGGGAGUUUGGCAUUUGUUUUUUGGGGGGUCACCAGAGUUUGAGAAGUAAUUGGGGGGGGGGCUCAUGGAAGCAGAAAGCUUUAGUUCUGUGACAAUGUUUUGACCUCCAACAUACCCAGUAAAUUUUAUGCCGAAAAUAGGCUUUUACUUGUUUUUACUUUUUAGGCCCUUUUUUGAACCAAAAUUUCCAACAAUUUUCCAGAAAUGUGAGCGGGACAGUUGCCCACCACCCCCACCAAACUUGUUGUAAAUAUAGGCCUAGAGGCCUGCUAGCUUUUUCUCUCAUUGAGCUUUAAUUGCAUAUGGUACUAUAGGGAAAUUUCUCAAUGUUGUCGCAAAAUGGCCUGGUGCAACCCAUGACAGUCAUAUCUUCAGAACAUCAGCAAUGGACCUUUCACCUUUUGACUAAAAUUUAGAUCUUAACAAGUCUAGACAAAAAUUUUAUCACAGCUUGAAAGAGCAUCACAAAAUUAGUAAUAUUCCAAAGUUUCAUUGCGAAAUGUUGUAAGAUGCGGAUAAUAUAGCCUUGCGAAGUUUGCCAUUUUCAGUCAUUUUGUAUUACGCGCGGGAAAUACAUACCUCCUUCGGAAAAAGGGUAUGUAUUUCCCGUUUGUAAUACAAAAUGACUGAAAAUUGCAAACUUCGCAAGGCUAUAUUAUCCGCAUUUUACAACAUUUCUCAACGAAACUUCGGAAUAUUACUAAUUUUGUGAUGCUCUUUCAAGCUGUGAUAAAAUUUUUGUCUAGACUUGUUGAAAUCUAAAUUUUAGUCAAAAGGUGAAAGGUCCAUUGGGCUGGCACUAGAAGGAACAACAUUGGAUGAUGGUGUUCUUCUUGGUGAUAGUGGGUAUCCAUGUUUACCAUAUCUUAUGACACCAUACAACAACCCCAUCACCGUACAGCAACGGCGAUUUAAUCGAGCACAAAAAUGCACAAGAUCUUCGAUUGAAAGAGCUUUUGGCAUCUUAAAAAGAAGAUUUCAUCUCUUGCAUUCAGAGAUUCGAAUGGCCCCAGACAGAGUUUGCACCCUUGUUGCUGCAUGUUGUGUGCUUCACAAUAUUGCCAUUGAUUACAAUGAACCAAUGGGGUAUCAUGACGAGGAUGAAGACCAAGUAGACCUUGGCAAUAACUAUCAAGGUGCAAAUAGGGGAGAUGCUGUCAGAAGCCAUAUUACAAACACAUAUUUUUAA
Molecule: messenger RNA, 1843 nt
Organism: Paramuricea clavata
Lineage: Eukaryota; Metazoa; Cnidaria; Anthozoa; Malacalcyonacea; Plexauridae
Source: the annotation of a GenBank genome assembly